AUGUUCAUACGUAGCCUCAAACGCGAUGUCCAGAUCCAGAAUCUGUACAGAUGUCCGCCGGAGGACAUGUGCGAGACAGUGGUCGCCAAACUGGAAAAAAAUUGGCGAAAAGAGUUAGUAAAACAAUCGCCAAGUUUUAUGUGGGCAUCGAUUAAGACAUUUUCGGGAUCCAUAAUAUUGCCGAUUAUAUUAAUUAUAUUAUAUGCAUUACUUUUGAAACACUCGGCGUUUUCAAAGACAACAAUCGGACAGAUAUUGAAUCUAAUGUCCAACGAUGUCAGCCGUUUGGAAGAAUUUUGUCAGCACUUUGCUUAUCUAAUUGCCGGUCCGAUUAAUCUUGCCAUAGGUGUGGCCAUAUGCUGGCAAUACAUCAGUUGGGUGUCAUUCAUAGGACUGGCAAUACUUAUAUGUUUUAUACCAUUCAAUGGUCUAAUGGGCCGAUUGUUUCUCAAGAUUAGGAGAAAAGUGGCCGCACUUUCCGAUAACCGAAUCCGUUUGAUGAACGAUAUAAUAACUGGUAUGAGUGUUAUCAAAAUGUAUGCCUGGGAACGACACUUUAGCCAACUUAUAGCCGAUGCCCGCAGGAAAGAGAUGAGACAAAUACAAAAGUCGACACUUCUUAAAGCGCUAAACAAAUCCAUAUCCGAUAUCAGCGGUCGGUUUAUCAUAUUUAUCAUAUUAAUAGUCCAUAUACUGUUAGGCGGUAAACUAACCGCCGAAACAGUGUUUAUCUCAAUGUAUGUCUACCAGGGAUUACAGUUUACAAUGACCUAUGCCUUUCCUCUAGUGGUGGCACUGGUCGCCGAAGUGUAUGUCUCAGCUAAACGUAUUCAGACAUAUCUACUAUUAGAGGAAAUUGGAGAACAAAAUGAAUUCAUAAAUGAAAUGAGUUUCGAAAAUAACGGCAACAACAAUGAAAAUGUUACUCUUUUAGCACAUAAUAAUAAUAAUAAACAACAGCACCGGGAGGUCGACCACAAUAAAGAAACUAAUAGUACUAUUAUUGUCGCUAAUUUGUGUGCCACUUGGGAUACAGAGCUUAAUUUGCAGACAAUUAAAGACAUAACUGUUUCGUUAGCAUCGGGUGAGUUGUUAGCUGUUAUCGGACCGGUUGGUAGUGGAAAGAGUUCAUUUCUAAUGUCACUGUUGAAUGAGAUACAAAUAACCAGUGGUCGGGUAGAGGUUAAGGGAUCGGUAGCCUAUGCCUCACAGGAAAGUUGGAUAUUUAACUCAACAGUUCAACAAAACAUAACGUUUGGAAAGCCGUAUGAAAUAAAUCGAUUCAAAGAAGUCAUAUCAGUCUGUGCUAUGAAUCGCGACUUAAAGAUGUUUCCGUUCGGCGAGCGAUCUCUGGUCGGGGAAAGAGGUGUUACACUCAGUGGCGGACAAAAAGCUCGGAUAACAUUAGCCCGUGCUCUGUAUACUAACGCCGAUAUCUAUCUAUUGGACGAUCCGUUAAGUGCUGUCGACACUGAAGUUGCAAAUCAUAUCUUCGAAAAAUGUAUCACUGAAUAUUUGAAAUCAAAAUCAGUGAUUCUCGUCACACAUCAGAUACAGUUCAUCAAAAAGGCCCACAAAAUACUGGUCCUACGCGAGGGUCGGCCACUGGCUGUCGGUUCCUAUACAGAGCUUAUGGAAGCGGGCAUUGAUUUUAUGUCACUAAUUAAAGAGGAAGAAAAACCUAUAGUUAAUAGUGAUAAUAAACAAGUCAUUAGUAGCGAUGACAUUAGACAACGAGCCAUAAGUCGUAUAUCUUCACAGUCGGGACAAGUUAACUUUGAUGGUGAUAGUGACGAGAAAAUAGAUGACGAACUGAAAGCUCGCGGAUCAAUCGAAACCCGUAUCUAUUGGGAGUAUAUCCGAUCGGGUGCCGGACCUGUACUACUGAUUAUUGGCAUAAUAAUGAUACUACUAUCGCAAGGUUUGGAAAACUAUACUGAUAUCUGGCUGUCCGAAUGGGUCAAUCGCGACACCAAUAAUAUCUCGGAUAAUACCAGUAAUAGUGAUGACAACAAAUUGGAUGAAACAGAAAACAUUAAGAUAUAUUCAAUACUUUUGGUGACUAUAUUUGUAUCAUUAAUACUACGGUCGACCACUUGGUUUGUAAUGUGUAUCAAAGCGUCAAUCAAUUUACACAACAGAAUAUUCUAUCGAUUAAUGAGAACCAGAAUCACGUUUUUCGACACAAAUCCUGUCGGACGCAUUUUAAACCGAUUUACCAAAGAUAUGGGAACUGUCGAUGAAAAGUUGCCGUUUGUAUCCUAUGAAGUCAAUCGAUAUAUAAUGAUUACGUUAGGAUCGAUAACAGUGGUUGCAAUUGUCAACUAUUAUCUAAUUAUUCCGGCCAUCGGUCUAUUGGCCGCUGUAUUAGCUAUUCGUUGGAUUUAUUUGAAAACGAGUCGCGAUUUACAGCGUUUCGAAGGAAUCGCCCGGAGUCCACUGUACAAUCAUAUGACAACCACACUGAGCGGACUGACCACUAUUCGUGCCUAUCGUGCGGAACACUUAUUUCGUGAACAGUACUAUCGCUACCAUAAUGACCAUUCGUCUACCUAUUUCAUGCAAUUAGCCGCCACCCGGUGCUUAGGUAUAACAAUGGAUUUUAUUUGUGUCGCUUAUAUCGCAUUUGUGAUGUGUUUCUCAAUGAUUUCAUAUAAAGACUUAUCGAGUGGAACGGCUGGUCUGAUCAUAACAAUAGCAUUGAAUUUGAUAGGAGGCACCCAAACGGGUAUCAGACAGUCGGCUGAAAUGGAGAAUCAGAUGACAUCAGUCGAGAGAAUUGUUGAAUACUCUAAAUUGGAAUCCGAAGGACUGAUCGAUAGUGAGAUACCACCGCCUGAUGAGUGGCCCGACAAGGGAUCCAUUGAACUCAGACACGUGUACUUGACUUAUGAUAAUUCACCGAAACCUAUACUCCAUGAUCUCAAUUGUGUGAUCACUGGAGGAGAGAAAGUAGGUAUAAUUGGUCGAACCGGUGCCGGAAAGUCGUCCAUAUUGUCAGCAAUGUUCCGUAUGCAUGAUAUCGAUGGCAAUAUUAUUAUUGAUGGCAUCGAUCACAAGACUAUAGGUCUACACGAUUUGCGUAGACAUAUGUCAAUCAUACCUCAGAAUCCCAUUGCUUUCAUCGGCAGUUUGCGAAAGAAUUUGGAUCCAUUUGAUGAACAUUCUGAAGAUAGACUGUGGGAAGUACUCGAAGAAGUACAGCUCAAGGAGGCUGUUAUGGAAAUGUCCGGUCAGUUGGAGUAUCAACUGUCCGAAGGCGGCGGUAAUUUGAGUGUAGGUCAGCGCCAACUUAUAUGUCUGGCCAGAGCUAUACUUCGCCGAAAUCGGAUUCUUGUGUUAGACGAGGCAACAGCUAAUGUCGACCACAAAACAGAUGCACUGAUUCAGCGGACAAUUCGUGAAAACUUUGCCGACUGUACUGUACUAACAAUUGCUCACCGAUUGAAUACAAUCAUAGACUCGGAUCGGGUACUGGUUCUCGAUUCCGGACAUAUUAUGGAGUUUGGCGUUCCCUACGAAUUAUUACAGAAUAAUUCGGGAGUGUUUUACAAACUCGUUAAGCAAACCGGUGUCCAAAUGGCCGAUCAAUUGAUACAAUUGGCUAAACAAUCGUAUGAUUUAAAUGUGAAAAACAAAAGUCAAUCAUUUUCGUUAAUGUAUCGUAAUAUAAAACUACGAUAA
Oppia nitens is the source of this 3684-nucleotide messenger RNA. RefSeq names its product ATP-binding cassette subfamily C member 4-like. Gene Ontology annotation, cellular component: membrane. Bases 1 to 3684 code for a protein of 1227 amino acids. The record is from RefSeq and is a predicted model, not a curated record. Lineage: Eukaryota; Metazoa; Arthropoda; Arachnida; Sarcoptiformes; Oppiidae. Gene Ontology annotation, biological process: transmembrane transport. The transcript has 18 exons. Gene Ontology annotation, molecular function: ATP binding; ABC-type transporter activity; ATP hydrolysis activity.